AUGUGUUGGUUAGCUGAAAAAUUUAACGGGAUAGACGGGAAUUAUUACAGAACCGCUCGACAUAUCAUAUUAUUUGACCAAGUUGGCGCAAUCUCAUCUGCACUCGAUCUGUUUGGAAAAAAUGCUGUACAAUUUCCAUCGCCCAAGAAGCUGCCAACAGAAAAAGAUGUUAAAGAUGAAACAGUUGGUCAAUCAGUUAGUGGCAAAGGAUUUGUCGAUAGUGAUAAAUCAUGGACACCCCAGGCUAUUGGUGCAAUAAUAACGUUAUGUGAUCGAAUUGUGACUCAUUGGGAUCCCAGAUAUUUACAAGUGCAAACCACCGUCUCGCUUCAUUCAAUGUUGUGCGGUGCAGACAAAACAUUAACUGAAGUACCGUUAUCAUUUGCAGGUGAGUAA
Didymodactylos carnosus is the source of this 396-nucleotide messenger RNA. Lineage: Eukaryota; Metazoa; Rotifera; Eurotatoria; Philodinida; Philodinidae. The record is from the annotation of a GenBank genome assembly.